ACAUGUUAUUUAUUUAUUUCAACAUUUUUCUAUGCCUACCAACAGUCCAGGUACAUUAGCGGUGGCCACGAUAAAUACAAAAAAUACACACAAAUACAUAAAAUAACAGUAACGAACAAGAAACAAAGGAUAAGACAAACAUACAGCACAAGAACAGAUAUUAAAGUAAUACCUAUAAUGGCUAUAAUAUAUAGUAUACAGUAUUAACGGCAAGCAGCAAGACACAAAUUUAAAGAGUACAAUAAUGUUAAAUUGAAGGUAAAAAUAUCCAAAAUAUUAAUAUUUUGAGUAUUAAAAUUGAUAUUGAAUUUAUUAGAAUUUGAAUUUAAUCUAUAAAUAAUAUCAUUAUUAAUUUUAACUGUACACAAGGCUGAUAAACAGUGACUAUUGAAUUGGGACCCACUAAGGCCACUCUUAUCUAAGAUGUAUAUGCAAUUGAUUUUUUAAUUAUAACAGUGUUAAUCUAAAUAAGUUCUAUGAUCUGAAAGGGAUGUUAAUGUGGUUUGAGGGAAAUUCUGUAGAGUUUGACGUACCUCCUGCGGCGGUAAAGCCCGGUUCCGACCCCAUCAUCACCAAAUCCCGCUGGCGGAACGCACUCCUCGCGCGGCCCACACGGAGGAAGUUCGUGAUGCCGCCGCCAGGCAGUAGACAACAGAACACUGUCUAGGGCGGACGCUCCGUCCCGCAGAAAAACAACAGGAUGGUGUGUCUUGAUAAGGAUGAUGACAAGAUUUGCGAUUGUGCUCCACAGCGCAUGUUAACGGCGACAGACUAUAAUUGUGUGUGGUGGCAUCCACCCUAGGGUUCCAGCUAACACAACAAGCAACAGGUGUCAGGAAAUGGCGGCCAAGCGCCCGGGAGAUGCGAUAGCGGACUUCUUCAACUUACGUCCGGUGGAAACGAUAUACUACGACGGUGGCAUCACACGAGGCCAUGUCCAGGCAGUGCCGGAGGACAAGCGUGAUCCUUACUUGGUCCGUCUGGAAAAGCUGAAGCAACUCGAUCGGGGCCAGGAGUAUGUGGAUAAUAUCCGAAAGAGUGAAAUCUUGAAGAUGGCUGCUACGAUGCAGAUCCGAGAUCCGGAGCCUUCCGAGAGGAGCGUGCCAGGACCUUCAGGAAUCGACAUGGAAGGAAUUGAUACGACUGUGUCUCUAGCGACCAACCUUCCAGACUUGAGCGACUUGGAUCCCGGGGAUACGGAUGUGUACAAUUUGUACGACUUUACGCACACUGUGGACAGUUCUCUACCGAUAUACAAGAACAGAGAAAUGAUUGUGCGUUCAGUGGAGGGGAACCAAGUGACGAUCCUGCAAGGCCCCACAGGCUGCGGCAAGUCGACGCAAGUGCCGCAGUACAUUCUGGACGACUGCUUCCAGAAGCAGAAGCCUUGCAACAUCAUCAUCACACAGCCACGUCGAAUAGCUGCCAUCACGGUGGCGCGCAGAGUCGCCCACGAGCGCAAAUGGCAGCUUCCGUCAGUUGUCGGAUUCCACGUGGGUUUAAACAACCAGACAACACAAGACACUCGCAUGACAUUUUGCACUACAGGAGUAUUGGUGCAGAAGAUAAUAAACAACAAGAACUUGUUGAACUACACUCACGUUAUACUUGAUGAGGUGCACGAGCGUGAUAUGGACAUGGAUUUUGCCAUACUUCUGGUGCGCAAACUGAUAUACAGCACCUCUCGCCAUGUGAAGGUGGUGCUCAUGUCGGCGACCUUCAACGUGGCCAAGUUCAAGCAGUACUUCGAGGGAUCGACGGCGGACAGCGAGUGCAUGCUGGUGCCGGUGCCCACCAUCGACGUGGACAUGAGCAGCAAGGCCGAGAGGUUCCGCAUCAAGGACUUCUACCUGUGCCAGCUGGGCAUCUUGGGGGAGCUUCCAACAGUGAAAGUGGAAGAGCCUUGCGUACAUAAGGAAACGUGUAUUAUUGCCAACAAUCUAAUCAAAGAGUUUGAUCGGUUGGAAAGUUUGUCGCAGCCAAAGGCCAAAACGCGAGGGGCAGUGCUGGUGUUUUUGCCCGGUAUUCAUGAAAUAGAAAAUAUGUACAACAUUUUGGAAGAAAAUGCCAAGGAGAGGAAGUGGGUGCUGCAGCCGCUCCAUUCUACUAUCACAGUCGAAGAGCAAGAACGUGUUUUCCGACCCGUUGAAAAGGGCUUUCGCAAAAUUAUUCUCUCUACCAAUAUUGCGGAGAGUUCAAUCACCGUGCCUGAUAUUGUUUAUGUAAUAGACUUCUGCCUGACCAAGCACAUGGUUUGCGACAUGAAGACGAACUUCUCGAGCCUGCAGCUGGCGUGGGCGUCCAAGGCCAACUGCACUCAGCGCGCGGGGCGAUCUGGCCGAGUGUGCGAGGGUCGUGUGUACAGGCUCGUGCCACAGAAGUUCUACGAGAGAGAACUCUUGCCAGAAUGUGUACCUGAAAUUCAAAGGGCUCCACUGGCCCAGGUUGUUUUGCAGUCCAAAGUUUUGGACAUGGGCUCACCCAAGGAAAUAUUGGCAUUGGCAUUGGAUCCACCAGACCUCACAAAUAUUGAACAGACUGUUCUCCUACUGAAAGAGACUGGAGCUUUGCUAUUGGAGCACGAUGGAGAGUUGGAUCCCGAAGAUGGUCAGAUCACAUUCAUUGGUCGUGUGAUGGCGCGACUACCACUCGACAUCAAGGUGUCUCGCAUGAUUAUUCUUGGAUUCCUGUACAGUGUGCUGGAUGAAUGCAUCAUAAUGGGGGCUGCUAUGUCACUGAAGAGCAUGUUCAGUUCACCGUUCCAGGAACGACUGAAGGCUUAUAACUCAAAGCUAACCUGGGCUGAUGGAUCGUGCAGUGACCUCAUAAGUUUCCUAAAUGCCUAUCAAGUGUGGCAGAACAACAUAAGGCAGGGGUACUUCGAGCGCUCGGUGGGAGGCGGGGAGGCGUCCUGGGCCAGGAGGUACUUCAUCCAGCUCAACACGAUGAAGGACGUGCACCACCUGGUGAACGAGCUGACCCAGCGGCUGGGCGCCGUGGGAAUCCGCACGUCCGUGGGGGAGCACCGCGUCAAGUGGACGCCGGCGGAGAAGCCGUUCGUCAUGAAGGUAGUAAUUUCCGGAGCGUUCUACCCCAACUACUUUGUGCGAGGAGCGUCCGGAGGACAGAUCAACGAGCAGGAUGCUGUAAAGCAGAUCGGUGGCUACGACCCGUUCACGACCGUGUACUGCAAUCGCUUCCCCACGAACCAGCCGGGCGAGCUCUAUGCCCAGGCGAUCAAGAACAAGCUGAGAGACUGCGCUUCAGAUAUGAGGGUUUACUUCGACGGUUCAAGCAAAGUGUACAUCCAGUUCCCCAAGUCGCACCUGAUUGAGCGUGACGAUCGCAAGCUAGAGGCGAACAUCCCGGGAAGAGUCUCUCUGGCCGUGUACCGUGCCGUCAAGAUGAGGAUGCUCAACUUGCCCAUCCAGAUACCCAUGCUGCCGCCCGAUGAAGCACGGCGGAGAGCGGAGGCUUUAGGCCUACGCAGGAACCAGUCGCUAUUCUCUACACCGAGCGCGUCGAGCAGCGAGAAUCAAGACCGCAGGUUCCAGCCCCUGAAGUCUGCGCUUCCUGGCAUCGCAGACUCCUUCAUUGGAAUUAAGAUCUCUCACUUUAUUGAUCCUGGUCAUUUCUGGGCACACAACCAAUCAAAUGAAGUGGAGGCAAUCCUGAGGAUCAUCAACAUGAACCAGAAGGAAUUGGUGCCGCUGAAGGAGAAGCCAAAACCAGGCCAGUUGCUGGCGGCGCCUUUCACAGACAGCGGAAUUACCUUCUAUUACAGGGCCAGGGUCAACGCCCUGCUGCGUUCCAGGGAUCAGAUGAGAGUCGAGGUGUUUUUUGUGGACUACGGAAACACGGAGAUUGUGAUGGAGUCCGAGCUGCUUGACUUUGGCCCGAGCCUGUUGCCGGAAGAUGAUUACAACAUCCUGGACCACAGAGCUCAGGCCUUCGAGUGUGUCCUGUGUGAGAUCCAACCAUCUCUUAAAUGCAGCGACAAGGGCCAUUGGACAGCAGAGGCAAUCGACGCCUUCAAGACUCAAGUAUUGGCUCGUACUGAUUGCGAAGUAUAUGGAAAGAUCUUCUCGGUCGUGGACGGUGUUGUGUCGUUGGAGUUGUCACUGUCCGAUCCCAGCAAGCCCAAUUGCAUGCUCAACGUUAAUGAGUGGCUCAUCAAGAAGAACUACGCGGACAGAGCAGAGGAAAGUUUCCUUUCAAAGAUAAACCACGAUGCGCGGAUGCAGUUGAUGGCGUCCAACAUGGAUGCUGGAGCCUCCAGCUACCCUCAGGAGCAGAACCCUAACUGGACCGCCCCGAGUCAAACUGACCUGGAGUCUCCCUCCAGCAGAGAGUGCAAGCAGUUGGUGCGGCUGGGCGGACCCAACAGCCCGCUGGAGAUGCACAUCCACGGGCAGACGUACGUGGCGCGGGAGAGAGACCAGACCAUCGAGGGGCUGUCCGUGAACUCCGUCCUGCUGGACACGGAUCCCCAGGACCCCCACGACAGACUUCUGGUGGCUGCUGUUGUGGAGGAGAAGUCUUCAGGCAGCUCCCUCAUUCUUCGUCACACCACGAUGAUGCCCAACAUCCACGGCUUCGGUGCCUUGAUGGCAAUACUGUUCGCACCAACCAUUGAAUUGAGGGUAAAUGAGGCUCGUACAAAGUUUACAGGAGCACUUUGUGGCCUGGGAUGUGAUAACAUUACAAAACAUCCGCUGUUCUUAGAGCAUGACAUGGAUGUGACAUUCGAUGUUGAGAUAGACAUUGAAGAUCUGCAGAAUGUAAACAGACUCAGAUACUGGAUGAACAUGGGACUCACGCCCCAGCAAGGGACAGACAUUCUGGUUGAGGAAAGUGCCUACAUGAACAGUGUCCAUCACAAGCUAAAGGAGUGGCUCAUGAAGCUGAUGAUGAAGCGUCGCAAGUCGCAGGAACUGUGCAUGGCCAGGAAGUCCUUCAUGUGGGGAGAGUUGAGUGAAGACUGGCUGAUGGACCCGUGCUCCGGGGAGGAGGACGAAUCCUCCAUAUUCAAGCUGCACUGGGGCGUCAACUUGCUGGAAGAGGACGAAACCCACUUCAGCGAGAUGAGAGCUCACGUCAGUGCACUGCGCCUCCUGGCCAAUGGCACGGGGCCCGUGAAGGACGCCACGUGCAAGCUGUGCCAGGUGACGGUGAGCUCCGCGCAGCUGCUGCGGCUGCACCUGGAGUCCGCGCAGCACCGCGACCACGAGGCGAUGCUGUCCAAGGCGCUGGCGCACGGCCAGCCAGGAUGAGCACGGCGCGGCUAUUCCAGACUGCUGGGCACGGUGCGGUGUGUUUUUUUUUUUGAAACAGUGUACAAAUGUACAAAACAAUUUUUUUUUUUUUUUUUUAGCUGUGUCGUUCCCAACUAGAUGUAAUUAAUAUACUAGACAGUCUGCAAACAUUAAAUACCAGAAUACCAGAACACGAGGAUACAGUUUUAUUUUUACCACUUCUUGUAUCAUACUUUAUUUCAGGACAUUAGAUUAUUAUCACUUUUGGCAAGAUUAGUUUUAAUCAAAAAAAACAAAAAAAAACUUGAAAAGCAUAAUAGUCCUAAAAUUUGUUCCUGCAAGAGGCAACAAAAUCUAUGCUUAGAUUUUUUUUUUUGUGUACUUGUUUCUGCUAAAUAUGUGAUGAUCUUAGUAUGUACUUUCAUGUUAUCAGUUUAAAAAUGUUACUUUUUUUGGGGCGACGGGACAUUGACUGUUUGGUUUCUGUCUUGAAACUGAGAAAAGUUCUUGCUCUGUCUCAUUAUUAUAUUUUAGUGAAAUUUAAUUAUUUUAAAGCCUGAGACUGCGGAUUUGAUCGAAUAGUGCUGCAUUGUUUUGUGUUUAACACAGAAAGUAUUGUGAACUUACAUUACGUUUGAUUUUUAAAGUAUGUAUAAUUUGUGUAUGAGAUUUUUUUGAGACAAAAUAGUUGUUACUUGACAGCAUAAGUGAUGUUACAUUAACGAAAUUACAUACACAAUUACAAUUAUUCUGUUCAGAAACAAAGAAAUACCAUGCAUUGCCAUUUGCAGGAAAGUUUGUGUUUUAAACUGUGCACCAGUAAAGUUUUGCAUAUUCGUUUUGUGAGAUUGGAGUCCAGCAGUGUAUUAUGGUAUCUGCAAGUAUCAGUAUUGCUAAUUUGUUUAGUGUUCAUGUUUUGUGAUAUUUUUGUAUUGAGAAAAACACAGAUUGUGUUUUUUUUGUUUUGUUUAAGAAUGUAUAAUAAACACACAAUACUGUAACCACUAACCAUACAUAGUUACCCAUUUCUAAACAAUAGCAAUAAAUUUUUUUACUGAAAAAAA
Messenger RNA from Bacillus rossius redtenbacheri, 6319 nucleotides. It is a transcript of the gene spn-E, whose product is annotated as probable ATP-dependent RNA helicase spindle-E. NCBI's taxonomy places the organism in Eukaryota, Metazoa, Arthropoda, Insecta, Phasmatodea, Bacillidae. The record is from RefSeq and is a predicted model, not a curated record. The transcript is spliced from 26 exons. Bases 840 to 5273 code for a protein of 1477 amino acids. Gene Ontology annotation, molecular function: RNA binding; helicase activity; ATP binding. Gene Ontology annotation, cellular component: intracellular anatomical structure.